Messenger RNA from Closterium sp. NIES-65, 2190 nucleotides. The record is from the annotation of a GenBank genome assembly. NCBI's taxonomy places the organism in Eukaryota, Viridiplantae, Streptophyta, Zygnematophyceae, Desmidiales, Closteriaceae.
AUGGAUCAUAGACGUACGAGCGACUCGAUCAACACCUCGACCCAUUCUCCCACUUUCUAUCACACCGCCCCAUUCUCCCUCCUUCCAUCACCCCGCCCCAUUCUCCCGCUUUACAUCACCCCGCCCCAUUUUCCCGCUUUCCAUCACCCCGCCCCAUUCUCCCGCUUGCCAUCACCCUGCCCCAUUCUCCCACUUUCCAUCACCCCGCCCCAUUCUGCCUCCUUCCAUCACCUCGCCCCAUUCUCCCUCCUUCUAUCACCCCGCCCCAUACUCCCGCUUUCCAUCACGCCGCCCCAUUCUCCCGCUCUCCAUCACCCCAACCCAUUCUCCCGCUUUCCAUCACCCCGCCCCAUCCUCCAGCUUUCCAUCACCCCGCCCCGUUCUCCCGCUUUCCAUCACCCCGCCCCAUUCUCCCGCUUUCCAUCACCCCACCCCAUUCUCCCCACUUUCCAUCAACCCGCCCCAUUCUCCCUCCUUCCAUCACCCCGUCCCAUUUUCCCUCCUUCCACCACCCCGCCCCAUUCUCCCGCUUUCCAUCACCCCGCCCCAUUCUCCCGCUUUCCAUCACCCCGCCCCAUUCUCCCGCUUUCCAUCACCCCGCCCCAUUCUCCCGCUUUCCAUCACCCCGCCCCAUUCUCCCGCUUUCCAUCACCCCGCCCCAUUCUCCCACUUUCCAUCACCCCGCCCCAUUCUCCCUCCUUCCAUCACCACGCCCCAUUCUCCCUCCUUUUAUCACCCCGCCCCAUACUCCCGCUUUCCAUCACGCCGCCCCAUUCUCCCGCUCUCCAUCACCCCACCCCAUUCUCCCCCUUUCCAUCACCCCGCCCCAUCCUCCAGCUUUCUAUCACCCCGCCCCGUUCUCCCGCAUUCUAUCACCCCGCCCCAUUCUCCCGCUUUCCAUCACCCCACCCUAUUCUCCCCGCUUUCCAUCACCCCGCCCCAUUCUCCCUCCUUCCAUCACCCCGUCCCAUUUACCCUCCUUCCACCACCCAGCCCCAUUCUCCCGCUUUCCAUCACCCCGCCCCAUUCUCCCGCAUUCAUUCACCCCGCCCCAUUCUCCCGCUUUCCAUCACCCCGCCCCAUUCUCCCGCUUUCCAUCACCCCGCCCCAUUCACCCGCUUUCCAUCACCCCGCCCCAUUCUCCCGCUUUCCAACACCCCGCCCCAUUCUCCCGCUUUCCAUCACCCCGCCCCAUUCUUCCACUUUCCAUCACCCCGCCCCAUUCUCCCGCUUUCCAUCACUCCACCCCAUUCUCCCUUCUUCCAUCACCCCUCCCCAUUCUCCCUCCUUCCAUCACCCCGCCCCAUUCUCCCGCUUUCUAUCACCCCGCCCCAUUCUCCCGCUUUCCAUCACCCGCCCCAUCCUCCCACUGUCCAUCACCCCGCCCCAUUCUCCAGCUUUCCAUCACUUCGCCCCAUUCUCCCGCUUUCCAUCACCCCGCCCCAUUCUCCCGCGUUCUAUCACCCCGCCCCAUUCUCCCUCCUCCCAUCACCCCGCCCCAUUCUCCCGCUUUCCAUCACCCCGCCCCAUUCUUCCGCUUUCCAUCACCCCGCCCCAUUCUCCCGCUUUCCAUCACCCCGCCCCAUUCUGCCGCUUGCCAUAACCCCGCCCCAUUCUCCGGCUAUACAUCAUCCCGCCCCAUUCUCCCGCUUUCCAUCACCCCGCCCCAUUCUCUCGCUUUCCAUCACCCGCUCCAUUCUUCCGCUUUCCAUCACCCCGCCCCAUUCUGCCGCUUGCCAUAACCCCGCCCCAUUCUCCCGCUUUCCAUCACCCCGCCCCAUUCUCCCGCUUUCCAUACCCCCGCCCCAUUCUCCCUCCUUCCAUAACCCCGCCCCAUUCUCCCUCCUUCCAUCACCCCAUCCCAUUCUCCCGCUUUUCAUCACCCCGCUCCAUUCUCCCUCCUUCCAUAACCCCGCCCCAUUCUCUCUCCUUCCUUCACCCCGCCCCAUUCUCCCGCUUUCCAUCACCCCGCCCUAUUCUCCCUCCUUCCAUCACCCCGCCCCAUUCUCCAGCUUUCCAUCACCCCGCCCCAUUCUCCCUCCUUCCAUCACCCCGCCCCAUUCUCCCUCCUUCCAUCACCUCGCCCUAUUCUCCCGCUUUCCAUCACCUUGUCCCAUUCUCCCGCUUUCCAUCACCCCGCCCCAUUCUUCCGCUUUCCAUCACCCCGCCCCAUUCUGCCGCUUGCCAUAA